GAGGCAAGGAAGCUGCAAAGUUUUAAGCAAAGGAAGUUGCAUAGAUAUUGAAAAAUGGGAAGGUCUCCUUGUUGUGAUGAAAAUGGUCUUAAGAAAGGUCCUUGGACUCUUGAAGAAGAUCAGAAACUUGUCAAAUAUAUCAAAGAAAAUGGCCAUGGUAGCUGGAGAGCUCUCCCAAAACUUGCUGGUCUUAAUAGAUGUGGGAAAAGUUGCAGGCUAAGAUGGACAAAUUACUUGAGACCUGAUAUUAAGAGAGGGAAAUUUUCCCAGGAAGAAGAGCAAACAAUUCUCAAUCUCCAUUCCAUCCUCGGAAACAAAUGGUCAGCAAUUGCAAGCCACCUACCGGGGCGAACAGAUAAUGAAAUAAAGAACUUUUGGAACACCCAUUUGAGGAAAAAGCUUAUCCAAAUGGGAAUUGAUCCUAUGACUCAUAGGCCUCGAAUUGAUAUCUUCUCAAGCUUGCCUCAUCUGAUAGCUUUGGCCAACCUGAAAGAGCUUAUGGAUCAACAGCAACCAUGGGAGGAAGCUGCUCAAAUGGCUAAGUUGCAAUGCUUACAAUAUCUUCUUCAAAACCCACCUUCCAUUUCAUCUCCCUCUAACAACAUGCACACCACUUUCACGGAUAUGGAAACCAUGGAUAUCUCAAAUUCACUUUUAAGUUCACCACCCCAGCUGGCUUCGGUUCAAGGUCUCGAUGAUUCAAUCCCUUUCUCUCGUUUACCUGACCUACAAAUCCCUUGUGAUUAUCGAAUAUCGUCUUCGAGCAAGGACGACACGGCUCAGGCUCAAGCUCAAAAGCAUGCUAUGUUAAGCCAAGGAGAGAAUACAUGCAACUCAACGUGGCUCCCUUCACCUUCUGCGGUUCCAUCUGUAACAGAGACGUUGAUCAGCAAUUUGGGGGAUGCUUCAUGUUCUUCAAAUUUUGACGUAGCUGCUCCUUCAGUUUGGCUUGAUGAUCAUCAACUAUUUCAAGAUCCAUUGUUUCACAAUCUUUUGUAGCUUAUUGUUUUGAAUAUGUUUGAGAUUAAAAGAAAAGGUUUGCAGCUAUUCCAUUUCUCUUUUCUGCUUA
This is a messenger RNA of Gossypium raimondii (Peruvian cotton), 1069 nucleotides long. RefSeq names its product transcription factor MYB93. The record is from RefSeq and is a predicted model, not a curated record. The transcript has 3 exons. Lineage: Eukaryota; Viridiplantae; Streptophyta; Magnoliopsida; Malvales; Malvaceae. Bases 55 to 999 code for a protein of 314 amino acids.